Messenger RNA from Trichomonas vaginalis G3, 2106 nucleotides. Its product is annotated as ubiquitin protein ligase binding. Bases 1 to 2106 code for a protein of 701 amino acids. The transcript has a single exon. Gene Ontology annotation, biological process: ubiquitin-dependent protein catabolic process; protein ubiquitination. The record is from RefSeq and is a predicted model, not a curated record. Gene Ontology annotation, molecular function: ubiquitin protein ligase binding. Gene Ontology annotation, cellular component: cullin-RING ubiquitin ligase complex. NCBI's taxonomy places the organism in Eukaryota, Parabasalia, Trichomonadida, Trichomonadidae.
AUGAGAACGAAACAAUUGCGUGCUCCCCUCCAUGAUGAAUUUGAAAUACCAAACAUUGCACAUAUUACUCGUGGUUUUGCAGUUAAAUCAAUGCGCCCUCCAAAUUUGAUCAAAGCUCCUUUUGAAAUACCAGAAAUAACAAAAUUCGCUAAUUAUCAAGAUCAAUUUCAAGAUGCAAUCACUCAUUGCUUAACUUUAGAUCAAGUUGGCUUCCAAGUACAAAAAAUUGCUCGCAUUUCUCAAAGUUUAUCUUUAUCCAAAGAUUGUGCCGAAGCUCAUGAAUUUAUUUCAAAGCAAAUCAUAGAAUUCGCAAAGUCAAUACCUACAGAAAUAAGUAACUGCAGAACAUACGAAGAGAUCGGUCAAUUUUGGGAAAAAAUUCAAUCAAAACUUUCAAUCACAACUCUUUCGUUUUCAUACUUGUGUGUGAAGUCCUUAGGUCUUCGUACAUACCGUGACAUAUUCCUGGAAGCUCUGCGUAACGAAUACACUCAAAAUCACGAAUUAUUCGAAACUGUCGCUAAUAUCAUCAUAGAAGCAUACAACGAAUCUAGAAACGAUUGCAGUUCCGAAAAGCUCAAGAUACACUUCAUUUUCCUUAACGAUACCGGUCUUUUUGAUACAUUAUUCAUUGAAAUGUUAAUUAACUCAGUUUUAUCGAUAAUUACGCCAGUAAUCAAAGAAUCCCUUAAUAAUGGAAUAUCCUCGUACCUACAUCAAGCUCAAGAAUUGAGUAUUCGUGAAGAAAAACUUGCAUCUCCACUUUUGACACAAACUCAGCUCAGAAAACUCACUUCGAGUGUCAAUACCGCCAUAUUUACCUCCAAUCUCAACAAUUUUGUUGCUGGUGGCCUCCACGAAUUAGUUACAAACAACGAUAAAGAAUCAAUUUCGAUUUGCGCUCAUUUCUCAACAGCAACGAACACUACAUCGACAUUUACUCAAGAUCUAGCUCGUGUUUUCGAGGAAGAAGUCUCCAAAUGCUUCGAAAAAGAAGAUCCAAUUCCAGAUAUCAUAAAUCUCUACAAAGCUCUUUCUUCUUUCAAUGCCGCAGCAUUCGGAACAAGUAGUGCGAGAGUUCUUACGAGCGGAUUUGAACGUGGCUUCAAAGUUGACGAUGAAAAUACUGCAAGAAAACUUGAAUUAUCAAUUCACAAGUGUUUUCCACUCCAAGUAUGCGAUAUUUCACCAUACUAUGGCUUGUUUAAGAUGUUGAGAUGCAAAGAUACCUUCCAAAGCUAUCAUUCCUUGUAUUUAAACAGAAGAUCUCUCGAAUGCAAGCCAGAACAGCUUGAAAACGACAAGAAGUUCGCUGAUAACCUUAGAGAAAGUUGCGGUACAAGGUAUACAGAGCCAAUUGACCAGACUUUCGCUGAUAUUAAUUUAUCUUCUUCUCUGAAAAAGAAAUUUUUCGGAAAAAUACCAAACUCCCCUGUAAAAUCAAUUUUCUCCCCCUUGAUUUUGAAGAGGGAACAAUGGCCCACAAUAGAACCAAUAACAGGCAUUGUUCCUGCCGACAUCAAACAAUGCAUGGAUGACUUUGAAACUUAUUUCAAAGUGGAAUGUCGUGGAAAAUCCAUACAAUGGACGAUGCAAUUGACAAAAGUAUCAUUAGAGUGCAAAGGCUUCUCUAAUUUAACGGAAUUGACAUGCUCUGGUGUUGUUGCAUUAGUGUUGCUUUCUAUUGCUAGUGGAAACGACUCUGUUGAAAAGAUUAUUGAAAAUACUAAAUUAACUGAGAAAGAUAUUCAGAAUGCCAUUGCUAAGAUGUCUCAGAGGAAGAAUGGAAAGGUCCUUUUGAAGCCUUUGGCCCUCAAUCCUGAAGCUAGUGUCGAAGGAGGAAAAUUAGAUGUAUUUUAUUAUGUUCCUGCCACUACAUCGUCCUCUGCAAAGAUUCCUGUUAAUUAUGAUAAGCAGAUAGAGGCUGCAAUCAUGAAAAUCCUCAAAGAAAAGCAAACUCUUGAAAAAGAAGAAUUAAAGGGAGAAGUUUCCAAAUAUCUUCCAUUCAAGUUUGAAGAUAAAGACUUUGACUUAAGAAUUAAGGCUUUGGAUGCUCAAGCUUAUAUCAAAGUCGAUCCUUCUGGAAAAAUACAUUAUAUUCCAUAA